Schizophyllum commune H4-8 is the source of this 684-nucleotide messenger RNA. RefSeq lists its product as uncharacterized. The transcript has 6 exons. Lineage: Eukaryota; Fungi; Basidiomycota; Agaricomycetes; Agaricales; Schizophyllaceae. Bases 1 to 684 code for a protein of 227 amino acids. The record is from RefSeq and is a predicted model, not a curated record.
AUGGUCCUCACCGUUCACCACCUGGCCAAUUCGCGCUCCCAGCGCAUUCUCUGGCUUCUUGAAGAGCUUGAAGUGCCCUACGAUGUCAAGAGGUACGAGCGCGAUGGCUUCGGCGCACCCCAGUCUCUCAAGGACGUCCACCCCUUUGGGAGUUCCCCUAUCAUCACCGACGGCGACCUGACACUUCCGGAGAGCGGUGCGAUCAUGGAAUGCGUCAUCAGGAAAUACGGUCAAGGCAAGAUAACCCUGCCGACGGAGGGGAAGGCGCUGACGGACAAGUUGUAUUACUCUCAUUCGGCGGAGGGAUCGCUGAUGCACCUGGUUGUGAAUCACGCGUACUGCACGUUCAUCAUCCCGGGACAGACCCCCGAAGAGGAGCGACCCGCUUUUAGCGAUGUCCUUGAGAAGGCGGCGCAGAGGUUCUACGAACCGCCGAUCAGGAUGCGCAUUGCUCUGAUUGACAAGCACCUCAGCGAGAACGAGUGGUUCGCGGGCGGCGAGGGUCCGACCGUCGCGGAUUAUAUGAUGUUCUACCCCCUGGAAUGGUUCCGCGAGAGCGGAUGGUCGACUCCCAGCAUCGACGCCUACAUUGACAGAGUGCAAAAGCGACCUGCCUAUCGAAGGGCCCUGGAGAGGGGCGGACCUUACCGCUUCGAUUUUCAAGUUUCUCAAGUUGCGCGCUGA